This is a messenger RNA of Triplophysa rosa, 2002 nucleotides long. RefSeq names its product DAZ associated protein 1 (gene dazap1). The coding region runs from base 91 to 1350 and encodes 419 amino acids. The record is from RefSeq and is a predicted model, not a curated record. Gene Ontology annotation, molecular function: RNA binding. Gene Ontology annotation, cellular component: cytoplasm. Lineage: Eukaryota; Metazoa; Chordata; Actinopteri; Cypriniformes; Nemacheilidae. The transcript has 12 exons.
GUCAGUGUUGCGCAGAUUCGGUUUGAACCGAAAGCGUAGUGUGACCUUCCCGGGCGGCGGAGACCGGCAGGAGACCGAGCGAGCGGACCCAUGUCAGCACUCCCGUCCACGACCCUCGCCACGGAGAUGAACAGCAACUUAGCUGGAGAUGAAAUCGGGAAGCUGUUUGUGGGUGGAUUAGACUGGAGCACCACCCAGGAGACUUUACGAAACUACUUUUCUCAGUACGGAGAGGUUGUGGAUUGUGUGAUAAUGAAAGACAAAAGCACAAAUCAGUCCAGGGGCUUCGGCUUUGUGAAGUUUAAAGACCCCAACUGCGUACGGACCGUCCUGGACACUAAACCUCAUAACCUGGAUGGUAGAAAUAUUGACCCAAAGCCAUGUACACCUAGAGGCAUGCAGCCCGAAAAGACUCGGGCAAGAGAUGGCUGGAAAGGAAGCAAAAGCGAGAGCAAUAAAUCUAAGAAGAUAUUUGUGGGAGGAAUUCCUCAUAAUUGCGGAGAAGCUGAACUCAGGGAUUAUUUCAACAGAUUUGGAGUGGUCACAGAGGUGGUCAUGAUCUAUGACGCUGAGAAACAAAGGCCUCGAGGUUUUGGAUUUAUUACUUUCGAGGCCGAGCAAUCAGUGGACCAGGCUGUCAACAUGCAUUUUCACGACAUCAUGGGCAAAAAAGUUGAAGUCAAGAAGGCGGAGCCUCGGGACAGCAAAGCUCCCGCCCCUGGUCAGCUGGGAGCCAAUCAGUGGGGGCCCCGAGCCAUCUUAAGCACAGCCAAUGGCUGGGCAGCACAACCUGCUCCGAGCUGGCAGCAGAGCUACGGGCCUCAGGGUGUUUGGGUGUCUACAGGUCAGCCACUUGCUGGGUAUGGACCAUCUUUACCUGCCGGCCGAGUGGCAUCCGCGCAGCCUCCCUCUCCCUUUAAUGCAUUUAUAGUCGCAGCACCACCUACAGGGGGAUUCGGGGCACCUCAGGGAUACCCCCAACAGGGCUUUAGCACACAACCUCAGUUUGCAUAUAGUUUUGGCACACCGCAAGGUGACCAGUUCAUAGCACAAGGAAUGCCACCCCCUCCCGCCACACCAGGGGCAGGACCCCUGGCUUAUGCUCCGGCAACGACUCCCUCUCAGGACCUGAGCAAAGCCGCCCCAGCACAGCCGGAAUUCUCCUACAGCCAAUAUGGUUAUGGGCAGGACCUGAGUGCUUUUGGUCAUAGCUUUGCAGAUCCCAGCCAGCAAACUGCCUCAUACGCCGCAGCCCCCUCCGCACCCUCGUCGGGAGGCCAACCGGCAGCUGGCAGCUUUGGACGAGGACAGAACCACAAUGUACAGGGCUUCCACCCCUAUCGACGCUAAGCUGCUCUAGACCCCCCCCCAAUGCAAUACACAUCGUCAGGGAUUCAGAUGUUUCCACCUUAAAUUGGACUGGAUUUUGGGAUUGUCUUUUUGAACAUUGCAAUUAAAAAAGGGUUUUAUUGUGUGUGUGACAGGGGCUCUACUCCGAUAACAGGAGACCACAGUACUCUUCUAUAUUUUGUAGUAGGACUGAACUACUGAUGUAUUUAGCAAUAGAUUUUUAUUGUCUGGUCAAACAUCAGCACAGAACAGAGGCACCAGACAUCACUGACAGGGUCUCCCAAUUAUUCAGCUUUAAUUCUAUUAGUGGGGAAAUGUUUUUAUUUUCAAUUUGUGACUUUUGUUUACUCUAUGAGCCUUUUAUCAUUUUAUUUAUGUUUGGAAAUAGUUGACAAAUGUGUAUUAUACACCUAAACUGUGCAAUUUUUUAAAGAAUUUUGUACUAAUAUAUGUGCGCUUUUCUUGUUUUGUUUUUUUUUAUUUAUGGAUGUAGACUUCCCUCAGGUGGCUGUUGGUGCACUUUGCACUUACGCAAAAAAAAAUAACUUGAAAAAAAUGAGAGUUUAUUUGAAAUAAAUGAUUUAAAGAAACUGAAGGUUGUGGUUUGUGUUUUCAAGUAUUAAAUUUGAACAGUUGCCGCCAUUGCAGCCCU